AUGGUGUCUCAUAAAAUCCAUAAAGAUCUAGCUCAUUGCUUUGCAGAAGAAGUUACUCAGUCUAUUAUUCAAGAGGUUGAUCAUGGUGUAUUUUGCUUGCUGGUGGAUGAGUCUGCAGAUGUUUCUACUAAAGAGCAAGUGGCAGUGGUUUUUCGUUUUGUUGAUAAAAAGGGGAUAGUCAAAGAAAGAUUUACUGGUAUUAUUCAUGUUCAAGAAACUUCUUCUGCAUCUCUAAAAUGUGCUAUCGAUUCAUUUUUUGCAAAACAUGGAUUAAGUAUGAAAAAGCUAAGAGGACAGGGUUAUGAUGGAGCUAGCAAUAUGAAAGGUGAAUUCAAUGGGUUGAGAUCUUUAAUUCUAAGAGAAAAUAGUUCUGCAUAUUAUGUUCACUGCUUUGCUCAUCAGCUUCAGUUGGUUGUCGUGGGAGUUGCUAAAAAACAUUUUGAAGUUAGUGAUUUCUUUGAUAAGAUUUAUGUUUUGUUAAAUGUGGUUGGAGCUUCUUGUAAGAGAAAAGAUAAGAUUCGAGAAGAUCAACGUAAGAUAAUCGAGGAAGGAGUUAGGGAGGGUAAAAUUAAGACAGGAAAAGGACUAAAUCAGGAGUGUUCUCUUCAAAGGCCUGGUAAUACUCGUUGGGGUUCUCACUACAAAACCUUAUUGAGAUUGGCUGAUUUAUUCACUUCCAUCAUUAAAGUGCUUGAGUAUGUCGAAAGUGAUGGGUUAGAUGGUUUCAAAAGAUGUCAAGCUAAUGGUCUUCUCAAAUACUUUCACACGUUCGAUUUUGUGUUCUACUUACAGUUGAUGUUGCUUCUUCUUGGUCUCACACAUAAUCUAUCAAAGGCUUUACAAAGAAAAGAUCAGGACAUCUUGAAUGCAAUGUCUCUAGUGAAAUCUACCAAGCAACAAUUGUGCAAGCUCAGAGAAAAUGGAUGGGAUUCAAUCAUUGGAAAGGUGAACUCUUUUUGCAAGAACAAUAACACAGAGUUAUUUAUUAUGGAAGAAGAAUUUGUUAAUCCAAAGAGGCCAAGACAAAGAAGCAACAUAACAAACUUGCAUCAUUAUCAAGUUGAAUGUUUUUACACUGUAUUGGAUAUGCAGAUUCAAGAGUUCAAUGAUCGUUUUGACGAGAUAAACACUGAAUUGCUUGGUUGUACUGCAUCUUUGAGCCCCACUGAUUCAUUCCACCAGUUUGAUCAAUCAAAACUUGUACGGUUGUCAGAGUUUUAUCCUGAAGAUUUUAGUUCUAUGGAACGAAUAUCUUUUGGGCAUCAACUUGGUAUUUACAUCGACAAUAUCUCUGAAGAUCAAAGGUUUGCUAAUUUGGAGGGUCUUGGAGAUCUUGCACGUGUGAUGGUGGAGACCAAAAAACAUCUUUCACAUCCUCUUGUUUAUCGACUUUUGAAGCUAGUUUUGACUUUACCUGUUGCCACCACUACAGUCGAGAGAUCUUUCUCUGCGAUGAAAAUUGUGAAAACUACCUUGCGCAACCGAAUGGGUGAUGAAUUUCUGAACGAUUGCAUGGUUUGCUAUACUGAAAAAGAGCACUUUGACGAAGUGACUAACGAUAUGGUGAUAAAAAGAUUCCAAGAUAUGAAAGAUCGAAGAAUGACUUUAUAA
This is a messenger RNA of Brassica oleracea var. oleracea, 1611 nucleotides long. Its product is annotated as zinc finger MYM-type protein 1-like. NCBI's taxonomy places the organism in Eukaryota, Viridiplantae, Streptophyta, Magnoliopsida, Brassicales, Brassicaceae. The record is from RefSeq and is a predicted model, not a curated record. The transcript has a single exon. Bases 1 to 1611 code for a protein of 536 amino acids. Gene Ontology annotation, molecular function: protein dimerization activity.